CGCGCGGCAGGUGAGCCGGUGCACGUGUCGCGCGCAAAUUCAAAUUUUUAUUUACCGCGCGUUCCAAACUUUUACUUUCGAAGUUGCGUCAUUGAUUACGAUUUUGUAAUCGAGUCUUUUUUAUAUCAAGUGUUCCUUUGUGCCGGUCUUGUGAAUGGAACAUAGAAAUUAGUAUUUUUUUUGUUGUCGGAAUGUAAUGUUUACAUUGUCUUCAUGGUGCUCAAGAAAAGUGUCAGUUACAUUUUAAUUGUUAAAGUGUACACGCAUUAACAAUAACAGUGAUAGUUUUCUGUCGUUUGUAUCUACCCUCAAGGAUUUGAAAAAACAACAGUUAAGCAUGUCAUCGUCAGAAGGCGGGUGCGACAACAAGGCGUUCGAGGGCACCGCCGACGACGGGUUCCAAACCAUCGACUUGAGAACUACUCGCCUGCGCGAUGACGGCACUGGACGGCGACAGUUGCCCGGACCUGCAGAAGAUUUGGACGUCCCAGAUGGAACUGUCACCGUCAAGCAGCGGACGCUGGACUGCGGUUGGGGCUUGUUCCGCCCGAAGUGGCUGCAGCGCUUCCGGACCGCCAAAUGGGCACUCUUCUGGCUGUGCUGGGCUGGUGCGAUACAAGGGAUGGUGGUGAACGGAUUCGUUAAUGUCGUGAUCACCACCAUAGAGAAGAGGUUCGGAUUGAGAUCCAUGCAGACUGGCGUCAUCGCUGGAGGCUACGACAUGGCAUCAUUCGCGUGCCUCGCGCCGGUAACGUACCUAGGCGGGCGCAGUAGUGCGUCCAAACCCCGGUGGCUGGGCUGGGGUGUGGUGCUGAUGGGUGCAGGUUCCCUGCUGUUCGCGCUGCCACACUUCCUCGUCGCACCUUACAGGAUAGUAGGGGAGGAAUCGGACGACCUCUGCGCUAACCAAACCGUGUCGAGCCAGCGCUGUCAGGGCGACGUACCUUCAGAGGGCGGCGCAUGGGCGGUGGUGAUUUUCGUGGCCGCCCAGCUACUGCACGGCGCCGGAGCGACGCCCCUCUUCACGCUUGGCGUAACCUACAUCGACGAGAACGUGUCAAAGAAAAUGUCUUCCGUUUAUCUGGGUGUGUAUUACACCAUGGCUGUCGUGGGACCUGCUCUGGGUUACGUGCUGGGGGGGCAGAUGCUGAAAAUAUACACGGACUUCGUUACAGUAGAUUCCAAUGCGUUAGGUAUCACACCCGAGAGCUCCGUGUGGAUUGGUGCUUGGUGGGUGGGCUUCAUACUGUCAGCAUUGCUAUGCCUCAUAGUGGCGGUGCCGUUACUCGCAUUCCCAUACGAGUUACCAGGGGCCGAAGAAAUACGCGCCACGAAAGUGUCCGAAGCUCAUGAGGGUGCUGCGUCAAAGUCAGCGGCUUUCAGCGCUCUCCACGAACUGCCCAGGGCGGCUGCUGCGUUACUCAAGAACCCAACAUUCUUGUUCCUCAACCUAGCAGGUGCUAGUGAAGGAAUGCUCAUAUCUGGUUUUGCUGCGUUCCUUCCGAAGCUCAUGGAAAAUCAGUUCUCAGUUAGCGCGUCUCAAGCAGCUUUGCUCUUAGGCGUGAUCACGGUCCCGGCGGGCGGCGGGGGCACAUUCAUCGGCGGGUGGCUCGUGAAGCGGUGGCAGCUCACGUGCGCGGGCAUCAUCAAGCUGUGCAUCGCCGCCACCGUGCUGGCUGGAAUAUUCACAUUCAACUUCAUCCUCACCUGUGACGACUAUCCCUUCGCUGGCGUCACCGUUAAAUACAACUCGCCUGCGGUGCCGGGAGCGGAUCGGUUGACGGCUGCCUGUAACGCGGGUUGUGGGUGCGAGCAGGCUCGGUUCGCUCCGGUAUGCGCAGCAGAUGGAGUGGUGUACUAUUCGGCGUGCCACGCCGGGUGCGCCGCCUGGUCCCACGCCGGCGGCGCCAGGCUCUACCAGCAAUGCGCCUGCGUCGCCCCGCCGCAAGGGGCCGCGCUGCCAGCUUACGACGACGGAGUGCGGAAUACUUCUAUUCCUUAUGAAGCCAUAAACAACAUCUGCAGCUCCGAGUGCCCGUACCUCUGGCUGUUUGUCUUCCUCGCCUUCUGCGUUAUGCUAUUCACCUUCUUAGCCACAAUGCCUGCACUGUCAGCUACAUUAAGGUGUGUCCGCGAAGAUCAGCGUUCGUUCGCAUUGGGCAUCCAGUGGAUCAAGGUGCGUCUGUUGGGCACGAUUCCCGCACCGCUACUGUUCGGAUUCCUCAUAGACUUGUCCUGUUCGCUGUGGGACAAGUCUUGCGGGACCACUGGCGCUUGCUUGCUCUACGAUAACGUCAACAUGAGCAGGUACAUGCUGGCUUUAGCACUUGUAGGCAAGUUCUGUUCUGUCCUCUUCUUCUUCCUUGCGUGGUGGUUCUACCGGCCACCAGGAGGCAGGAGCGGCAACGCAGUGGUGCCAUCUAUCGACCUGGUCGUCUGCAACGAGAAGCCCAACGGGAACCUGGCCAAUGGGAACACGAUACCCAACGGGAACACGGGGCAUGUGGGAAACGGCUAUUGUAACGCGGCGCUAGAGUGCAGCGAUCAUUUGUAAGGAACUGAGAAAUUGAUUCCUUAUCCUAUUGUAAUUUUAGGCACGAAACUUCUCGAUUUAAUUCUAAAGAUAAUUUUACUAGAUACAAUACACUCGGUCAUCAGACAGGAUUCGAACCUGCACCAUCCGCUAUCUGGUCAAAAAACUAAAUCUUUACAUUUAUAUAAUUGAUUCCUUAUUAUUUAACAUGGAAAAUUCUUUGAAUCGGAUUUUACGAUAGAGAUAUUUAGAUGCCACUUUUUUUUAAAUCCUAAUUAAGUCAUAGUAUAUAUUAAAAUUAUUAUAAUUUUUCAACUUUGAAAUUGUUAUUGUUUGAUUAAUUAUUUAUUUAUAGAUGGUUAAUUUAAAAUUUACGAAGUAUGGUCGGGGUCAUAUAUAUGUAGACGGAUACAUUUGACAUCAACGGCGCCUUUAUUACGUUGCAAUAAAAGCGAUAAUGUUAAUGCACGUAUUUGUAUACGUUAUUUUCGCAUUGACUUCACACCUGUAAUAUAUAUAUAUAUAUAUAUAUAUAUAUAUAUAUAUAUAUAUAUAUAUAUAUAUAUAUAUAUAUUUAUUAAAUGCAAAUGGUUUCUAUUUAUGAUCUUAAUAGCGCUUAAUUAUUUUUUUAUUUGAUGCGAUUAAUGUUGCCAUUUUUAUGUAGGUCUCUACUAUUAGUUUCACCUUUUAUCACCUAAAUACACUUAACAAAAAACUAUUUAUUUUUUUACAAUUAAGAAUACCUACGUUUGCGACCAAAUAACAUUUCCAUUAGAGUCUGUGCGGAAAGAGAAAUGGCAUGGCGAAAAACGGAACUAACAUAAGGAUUUUUAUUUGGCAAUCAAACCCAACAAUCUGUAAAACGUCAAAGUUUUGUAUUGAUACGGAUUUGUUUGUUGUUGUGUUUUCUACGGUUUUUAAUUUUUUUGUAAUUUUGUAUUUAAUCAUAUCUAAAACGGGUAAAACUUUACAAAUACGGUAGAAAAGCACUACAGCGCCCUCCAAUCCAAAUCCCAUUCUCUUUCCGCACAGACUCUUGUAAACAAUUUUAAGUAGAUUUUAUUAUGCUUGUCUACAGCUGCUUGUAUGUUUGUUAACAGUUAUAGUUUCACAGCAUUAUUAUUAUUCAUUAUUACUAAGACUAGAGAUAAUACUUAAAUUUUUAAACGGUAACCUAAUUGCUCAAAAAUUUUUAAAUAUACCUACAGGCGCUCUUGUUUAUUAACUUGCAUUUGAAAGACACAGAAAUACUUUGUCUAGUGCAAGAUACGGUUCUUGUAUAAAGGCCUGUUCAACUUCCAUUCAAUAUUGUUGCUACCUAAUUGUACAUUCAUAAUUAUGUACAGUCGUUUGAUAGAAUGAUAUUCAUAUUAUCUUUAAUUAAAUGUGAAAUAAUUUCAAUUGAACAUUCCAAAUAUUUUCUGUUGUAAUGUUAUCUGUGAUGUUGUAGUUUGUAAAAUAUAAUUUAAGGUUACCCUAGUUCGUCCCUGUGCGAACUAAUGUAAGAUUGUAUAAAGUUAAGCAUUAAGUUGCUGCGAAAAUAAUAGAUACCGAUUUAGUAUUUAUUAAUUUCUUUACCAGCAAUUUUGCAUAAAUUUCUCGGUAAUUUAUAUUUUUUUAUUAUGACCAAUAUUGAUGCCGCGUAACAACAGCUAUACUUGAGAUUUAGGUUUUUUUUUUAAUAUUGGAGAGGUUGAGUAUUAUAAUAAUAGGUACUUAAAACUAGAUACCAAUUAACUGACGCACAUUACAAGCGUUGCUCUUCUACAUUCACUAUUCAUUCCAAGAGAGUUUAACAAUUUUUCCAAAAUUUCUCUGCAGUUUACAAACUGCUUUAAAUGGGAAUAAACUUAUUAUUGUAACAAGUACCUAUUAAAUACAAUUAUUAUAUUACUAGCGGCCGCCCGCGACUUCGUCCGCGUUAACUUUUAGUUAUUUUUUUUUUCUAACAUAAAAGUAGCCUAAGUUACUCCUUAUUACAUCAGCUACCUGCCAAUAAAAGUCCCGUCAGAAUCGGUCCAGCCAUUUCAAAGAUUAGCCGGAACAAACAGACAGGCAGACAAAAAUUGUAAAAAAUGAUAUUUUGGUGUAUGUACCGUAUAUGUAUUCAUAUGAAUGCGGUUAUUUCAAUAUUACAAACAGACACUCCAAUUUUAUUUAUAUGUAUAGAUAUGUAAAUUCGCAGCAACUUUAUGUCGUGUUCAUAAUAAAUGUAUGUAAUAGUUGUCAAAUAGAGUACAAUCAUAAAGGCACAAUUUUAAUAAAUAAGUGUACCUACCUAUGGAGUUUUUUGAUCUUUUGACUUUUGCAUCACGUUAGAUUAGAGGUACGGUGUGUACAGUUUUUUAAUUAUUUGUUGAAUAUUUCAAUAUACUUUAGAUAUGUAGAAGUUAAAGGUGUAUUUUGGUUGAAGACUGAUUGUUUAUUACUAAUUUAGCGUAAUAAAAAUAUUCUGUGGUUAUUUGAUAGUAAGAAAUAUGGGGCAUUAAAAAUAUAGUUAUCAAUUAUACUAUUCAAGUAAAAGAAGGUACUCUGGAGGGUUAUCUAUCCUCCAGAGUAUAUCCAUCCUUUUAUAAGGUGACUGAGUUUACCAAAUUUCCAGAAAGAACCAUGCUAGACAUAGGUUUACAUGUAUGAUUUCCUUAGAUGCCAUCGCUUUAAAACAUUAAUGUGCCCUGUAUUUCUAUUCGAGGUUGUAAAUUAUUUUUGUUUGCCUCAAUAUAUUAGCAAUCUGAGAAUAUCUGGAAAAGAGUUAACCUUAGGCCGCGGCCGCACUACUAAUGCGACAGCGACGAUACGAUGAUUUAGUGAAAACAAACUUAAGUGUGUAUUCCACCUGAAAAAAAUUCAGGCGUCCUAGUUAGGAUCCUAAAAAGAAAGCUAAUUAGAAGCUUCUGAUUACACUUGACUAAUUUAGUUACUGAUUCAGUCAGAUGCAAGCGCGCGGCCAAUUCAGACGGACUUUUUCGUAAUGACUCCAGUCCUGUCAAAGCAACAAAAAAUUGGUCUUUUCGUAGGCCUGGCCAUUGGUUGAAUAAAAAUAAAAGAAAGUAAAAAACGAAAAACGUGGGUGGAAGAAUAUUAUUAAUGUUAUUUUUAUCGUUUUUGUUCCAAAGAUACGGCAUAUCUUUGUAAAAGUCGCUUAUCUAACUUCUUUUUUUUUUGCCGCCGACAUCCCGCACUCGCGUAAUUCGUAAUUAUAGACACAAUAACGUCCUCACGCAGUGAUGCCUGCGGUGCCCUAAACCCUAUCAUACGUUCCUAAAUCGCUUUCUAAUUAGGAUACUAAAUUAUUUAGGCCCGUUUUACAGAAUGACAACUAAGUGUUGCUCUUUACUUGAGUACAGUUAGAAAGUGAUGUCGCUUGGUAUAGCACAUCCCUUUCUAACUGUACUCAAGUUGUCAUUCUGUAAUACGGGCGUAAGUCAGUCAGAAGCCACACUUCUUCCGAUUUAGGAUGCUAAUUAGGACCCUAGCUUCCUAAAUGCUAUUUCACUUGACUGAAUUAGUUACUGAAUGAUUUAGAACGUCUGAAUUUAGUCAGGUGGAAUACGCGCUUUACUUACACAUAUAAACACAAGUCGGUGGCCGAAGACUUAUGCUUGUAUACUGUCGCGUCGCAGUCGCUUUAGUAGUGUGGCCGCGGCCUUAGUUGAGCUCUACAUACAGUUGAAAUUCGUAUUCGCGCCUUUAUUCCAUCAAGUCCAGAAGGCCUAUUCGCCAACUGCUUUUGACAGGUGGAAAUCAUAAGCACCGAGCAAUUUAGUGAUCACCUGCUGUUUUAUUAUAACGCCACUAAGAUACUUGUUCUGAAAAGCAUCGAUGGAUAUGCAAUUUUCCCCUUAGUUACACACUGUAAAUGUCAAAAAAGUUAGCUUAUAGACCGGUAGUCCCCGUAGCCUAAGCACCACAAUUUACAUUUUAACACGUUUUUAUCUCAUCUAACUGUCGAAACUCCAUAGUAAUUUGACAAUUGAGCGUGAUAAAAACGCGAUAAAUACCAUAUCGCGGUGCUCUGUCUCUUUUUACCCGAAUAUGCACGCAAGCAGCGCGAAGUGCGACGCGCAGACAGGGACUAGUGUUUUAAUCUUUCAUUGCGUGUCUGUACCGAAUAGAUCAACUACGAAGUUUGACAAAUCAAUCGAAUACUUUGAAACAAGUCGUCCAAGCGCAGUUUCAUCAUCAAACUACACUGGUAGGACUUCAUGGAAUAAAGGCAUUGGCAUGAGACAGAAAAUACAGAAAAAGGAUUAUGAAUACAUACCCAGUUCCUCAAACAAAGAUUGAGGCUAUUUAGUCAAUAUUCAUGUUAUGGGUGUCUGUCUGGCUUACGAAUUAUGCUUCUGUGUGCAAACGGACGAUUUAUUUUUCAAAUCACCGAGUAUACGCACCUUAAUUUUUUAUGCUUGCUAGUUUAUUGGAGUUAUUGUUCGCCACGACACCAACUAGAUGGCGUUUUUCUAAAUUAAAUUAAUAUGCUACCUAAAAAUUCAAAUUGAUUAUUAAUCUUCCUGAUAACGUUAUUUGUUUAAUGAUUUCUUUUCAUAUAAUUACUUCCACUAUAAAAAUAUUGAAUAAUGUCGAAACAUUACACUUACCAGCCAGACACCAUAAACUACGAUAAAAAUAUAAUUUACACUGUAGUUGUAUUGAAUCAUUAUAGCAUUAAGAAAAUUAAAUAGAUUACUAUGAUGAUCACAAGAAUAUUAUAAUUUAUUAAUACCCAAAUGUAUUAGAAAUUUUCAUCAUUAAUAAUAGGGUAAUACAUAAUCACAAUUUAUGAAGACUAAUGAAAUUACUUUACCAGUGUUUGAUAAAAAUUUAAAUAGCCAAUUGAAGUGAUCAAUUUUGUAAUACUUGUACAAUUUUACACAGAUUGAUUAUUAUAAUAAAAAUAUUGUAAAAGUGUGGAUGUUGUUUUUUUUUACAUUAUUAAACAUAAAUUGUCAAAUAGCCCUACUGAGCUGUGCUGACAAGGCGAAGUAAGUAAAUGAAGUGAUUAAAUCUAUUGGUUCUAUAAUCAUUACUGGCUAAGCAUUCUCUCUGGUGGAAAAGCAGCCAUAGCCAGGCAUAUAAACAUCUCAGUGUCAGUCGGAUUUGUAGAUAGGAUGCAUACAACAAUAAAAGUCCAUAUUAAAAAAUAUUCAGCAAUAUAAUAUUAUGUACAUUCAGAAUUCAAAUUGUUAUAAAUUAACAAAAUGCAACAACAUUUUUUUACAUUAGACGCAAAACUUAUAAUACUUAUAACAUUAUUUUUGUAACAUUAAGAUGAUAUUUCGACCUCGAUUGCAGGUUGCAGUACAGUCUGCAAAUAGCCCGGCUGCAGACGCAUGACUGGCUUACAUGCAUUGUAUGCUGCCUGCAGCCGACAUCGGAAUAACACCUUUACUUUAGGGCGCGUAGACAUGGCAAUCCUUUUUACAGGACCGUUAUUUGAAGUAUUCAAGAUCCGGGAAAACAUACCAAUCCAUCAAUAUAUGCAGCACUCCGUUUUACUGGUCCGUUUAAACGUAUACAUUAUUAGCGUAUGUAGUUGUAUGAGCUAGUUCACACACAUGACAGUAUUCCAGAUUCAGUACAAAAUCCCAGACAUAACGGAAAUACAGUACCCCUAGCACGAACCAUUAUCGAAUUCAAAUAGUAUGCAAAUCGAAAUGUCAAUGUCAAAUUUUGUAUGGAAACUUAAACAGCAGCGGCACAAAGUACGUAUCGAGAACUAAAAAUCAGUACACGUUUCAAUGACAUUUCGGACUCGCAAACGAUACGAAAUCGAUAUUGGUUCGUGCUAGGGGUACUGAUCAGUUUUAUAGCGUCGAAACCACAAAAUAGCGAGUCGAAAUCGCUCGAGGCUAAUCACAGGGCCGGGCUUUGGUGCGUGCAAUGUGAAUAUUACAUUCAGUAUCCGUUAAUUUUUUUAUUGCAAAUGCUGUGUGAACCGGAUGCUGUAAAACGGACGUUCUAUGUGUACACGCCCUUAGGGUUAGGACUUACAUACAGCAGUUAUUUUCAUAUAAUUUACAGUAUACAGGGUUAGCAAAGCAACAAAGAUAAGGAUGCAUGCACCAUGUGAUGGUUGAAUAAUUUAAGUAAGUUUUCUUAUUGAUUAAACCAAGUUAUCAUCCAGAAUAAAUUGUGACAGAUCGCCAGGCUUGUUUGUUCGAACUGAUAGGCUUCAACUCAUGUGUUUAUCUUUCACUCCCAAUUUUGAAACUGAUUUGUUUAAUAUAAAAAAUGAAUCUUUUUUAAACUUUUGCACCUAGUAAAGAGUAAUUUUUUACUGCUCCGAGGUAUUGUUAUACAAGUUUCUUAAAUACAUAAUUACGUUAUGAUACUGUAAUUACCUAAAAAUUGUCACUGAUGAACAAUACAAACAAAAAAGUGUGACAAGUAACUUGACUUAUGGUUGUAUCUGUAUGGUAGGUGACAUACAAAUUGUUAAAUUAAAAUGACAAUUAUAAUUUUUAUUAUUUUUAAAGCAUGUAACUGCUUGAUGUUUAAAUCUAAAGAAAAUAUAACUAGAAAAAAAAUUCCACGCGGACCAGGCAGCAGACGGGACUCGAACCCGCACCCUUCGCAAUCCGGGCGAAUGCACUGACCAAUUAUGCUACCGCAACAAAAUAACAAUUUCAGAAAUUCUAAAAAUCCUCGAAAGUUACUCAAUUUAUUAAAUGAAAUAUUUUUAUAUUCAUAAAUGCUUUGCCGGCAAACUAAAAACCAAGUAAGUAACCAAAAAGAGUGACCUACAGACUUCAUUUUCCUGACUCAAAUUAUAAUUAAACCUAUUUUUACUUAGAAGAACUUCACACCCUGAUUGUCAUCAAACUCCAUCAAUUCACACUUGCCUUUAAUCUCUAAUGCCUUUAGAGCCUUCAAUAGCACAUUCAUAUCCAAGCCAUGAAAUUCUGAAAAGAGAAAGUAAUAUUUUACAAUAAGAGUACAAGAUCAAUCUAAACUAUAGAAAUUAAAUAAACAAAUAUAACUUGAUAAUAGUUGCAGCCUAAGAAAGGCUAGAGAAAUUUUUACAUGGCCAUCAGGGCCGCUGUAGCAUAAUGAUCAGUGCAUUUGCCCAGACAGCGAAGUGUGCGGGUUCGAGUCCUGUCUGCUACCUAGUCCAUGUGGAAUUUUAUCUAGUAAAAAUUUCUACAGAUUUAAACAGUUCAAAGCUUAAAAAAAAAAAGAACUUUGAUAACAGUUAUUUUUUUUCAUUAUAUUUUUAAAACAAGCAUUAAUAUUAAAAAACAUCUCAUGAGAUUACCCUCUUAGGUACCAACUCUUCCCUUAUGUAGGCAGUGUUGUGACACUGAAGAAAGUUAAAGCAUAAUAUACUAAAAUUCUUAAUAAAUAUCUGAGAUACUAACCUUCAUCAACUGUGUUUUCACCUUCCCGAAGUUCAAAUAGGGUACAAACUGAAUUAUUUAGGCCAUUACUGCAAGCCCAAUUGUAGACCAUAUUGCCCCAUUCAUCCAAGGAAUGCCAGUACACCUCCCAUACAUUUUUACUUUUAUCAGUAGGAGCAGCCCUGCCAGUACGUGCCAUAUCUUCUAAGAUUGUUAGAACAGCUUCUUGUGACAACUUCCUAUUUAUUGCAGUGUUAUUGAACAGUGGAUUAUUUUGCGUUUCUCUUACGUCUACUGUAGAUUGUCUGGUGGCUUUAAGGUAUUCAACUAUGAGUUGCUGCCAUGCUUCUAAUUGCUUCGCUCUUGUCUCUGCGUGAGGUUGUAU
Chilo suppressalis (striped riceborer) is the source of this 10255-nucleotide messenger RNA. NCBI's taxonomy places the organism in Eukaryota, Metazoa, Arthropoda, Insecta, Lepidoptera, Crambidae. The record is from the annotation of a GenBank genome assembly.